AUGAAUUCAAAACCACCCAGUGCAAUCACAAAAGCCUGGUUCAGAUGGAAAGCACUGAGACUACCAUGGCGUAAAACAUACCUCGUCGGCCACGACCUGCAAGGCAACUCCUUCUGGGAAUUCCACGACGCACUCUCAACAGACAAACACCGCAUGCGGCGGAAAGUCCAAUACCCACGCUCAACACACUACAGCGAAAUCAAAAUCUCGCCACAAUGGCACCAAUGGCUGCGGCACACUCGACGCGACCCUCCUUCCCUGAUAGAACAGUCGCAGGACCUUAUACGGCAGAGGAAUCUGAAGAUACUGGCUGCGCAGGCUGAUGCGAGAUGGGCUGCGAAACCGAGUUUUCUGGAUGCGCCUGCGCGGAGCCAGCCGGAGCCUGCGUUGGAAGUUAAGGAUCCGGGAGGUGCUGGGGAUGUGGCUUCGAGGCUGGGAGAGCAGACGAAUGGUGCGAAGAGGGAAGGAGAAAGUUUGGACAACACACGGAAUCCGGAUGGAGUAAGGCAUCGAUUCAAUGAAGAGCCAGAACAAGAGGAGAGCAAGAAAGAGGAUCCGUGGAAGAACGCGAGAGGGGGCCCAAGUGAAGAGUGGCAGCCUCAAGCGUGGACGGGGAAUAUUGCAGCGAGGAGGUGA
Molecule: messenger RNA, 636 nt
Organism: Cadophora gregata
Lineage: Eukaryota; Fungi; Ascomycota; Leotiomycetes; Helotiales; Ploettnerulaceae
Exons: 2
Coding region: 1-636 (211 amino acids)
Biological process (GO): mitochondrial respiratory chain complex I assembly
Cellular component (GO): membrane
Source: RefSeq, a predicted model, not a curated record